AUGCGUGUCGCUGAAUUGAAGUUACAUGCAAACGAGCAGCCCGACGGACCAGCUGAUUUGGUAACUCAUCUGAGCAACCAACGAGCAGUACCAGAUCAUGUGUUGGUAGCAUCCAUUGAGCAGCAAGAGUCUAUUGCUAGCAAUGUAUAUCAAAGUCCUAAUGGCACAAAGUAUUGGACACCAAAUGUUCCUCCUGAUUUAAAACCGUAUGAAGCAGCCAGAUUCCGAACUAUUGAUGAAGCAGUUGGUAUGUAUGAGCGUUAUGCAGAGAGGGCUGGUUUUUCGACCCGUUUGGGUACGUCAAAGAGAGAUAAAGCUAAAGGAGUAUUCAAACUCCGGUACAUUUUGUGUUCUAGAGCUAAUAAGCCCAAAGACCAGGUAGCGGGUAAAACUAGUUCUCCGAAACGAUGCCGUAGUAUAAAAGCUACAGAUUCACCUGAGAACUUAGAUUUAUCACGCAAGAAAAGGAAGCUAGACUUUGCGGCUAAACAGUUUAUUGCUGAUUGUCGCAAUGCUAACAUUGGUCCGACGAAAGCACACAAUAUAUACGUUGUUUUAAAGGGAGGUCACCAAAAUGUUCGUGGAACGACUACCGAGUUUAAGAACUUUGGAAGAGAUAUCCGGGAAUUCAUUGGCGACAGAGAUGCACAAAUGGUCGUUGACAAAUUCAAUGAACGUGUGGAAAACAAGCAAAAUUACACGUUUAAAACACAUAUUGUUGAAAAGGAACUUCAGUUGAUGUUUUGGUGUGAUGGAGUUUCAAAAACAAAUUAUCACGCUUUUGGCGAUGUAGUGGCAUUUGAUGCAACGUACGAUAUGAUAUUUGUCCCCUUUACCGGGGUUGAUCAUCAUAAGAAGUGUACAAUAUUCGGGGCUGGAUUGAUUCACAACGAAACCAUCGAGUCGUACUCAUGGCUUUUACAAAAGUUUUUAGAAGCGCACAAUGGAAAACAACCUCUUAUCAUAUUAACCGAUCAAGAUUGCGCCAUGAAGCAAGCCGUGAACAAUGUUUCUGAUAAGUCUGUACACAGACUAUGUAUGUGGCACAUCACCAAUAAAAUUCCAGCUAAGAUUAAGGGCAGUGAUGAAACGAAUGCUGAGUUAAAGAAACAGAUCCACAAACUAGUGUGGAAUGUUUACAUAGAACCCCACAGGUUUGAAAAGAGAUGGAAUUUACUCAUGUCUGAGUAUGGUUUGGAAGAUCAUGCUUGGAUGAAUGAAAUGUACGCUAUAAGGGAACAGUGGAUUCCAUGUUAUUUUCGUGAUAUACCUAUGUGUUGCCUUAUGAAGACCACUUCUCGAUGCGAAAGUGCUAAUCAUAUGUUUAAAGCAAAUUCUAGUCCCCAUAAUACGUUGGUGCAGUUCAUGCUUUGCUAUGAUACAUCGGUGGACAAGAUACGUAACAAACAACGUAAACUAUCUUAUGAGACAGAUACAACCAAUCCCGAGCGAUACAAAACAUCGUUUCCGAUAGAACGUCAUGCCAAUGAAGUAUAUACACGCACGUUAUUUUGGGAAGUUCAAAAGGAGAUUGACAAGUCUAACAGUUUGUGUUAUGUUGCCGAAAGAGGAAUGGUUGAUGGAGUUAAUACGUAUCUUGUUGCUCAUCAAGAUCACACCAAAGAAAUUGUGAAUGAGUUUAAGGUAACUUUCAACAAAAGUGAUCUUACAGUUUCAUGUGUAUGCAUGGGUUUUACCCGGGUUGGGUAUCUUUGUCGACACAUGUUUUGCGUAUUCAGGCAUCACAACAUUUUUCAGAUUCCAGCCAGAUACAUACAUCCGAGAUGGUGUAGAGAUGCUAUCCCAGCUAGUGUACACUUACUGGAGAAUAGGUUAUAUGACGACCAAAGUAGGAGUGGUGUGUUGUGGCGCGGGAUUUGUGAUAACGUGAACAUGUGUAGAGACAGGGUGCGUGGCAAUAUUGAGAAAUUACAAGAGUUAAGUGACCAGAUUCAAGCUAUUAAAGAUAAGCUUUUUAGCGAGAUACCGUACGAUCAUUCAAUCAAUAAAAAGGAUGUUGUGAUAGAGGAUGUAAUUGCGCAUAAACAACCAGCUGAGGUUUCUUGCACGGCCCCGCGGAAAAUACGCAACAAAGGAUGUGGAAAGCAUAAACGAACAGUUGGUCCCGGUGAGAAAGCAAUCAAGAUUAGUAAAAAAAAGAGAAGGAAAUGCAAUUUCUGCGGAAAACUCGUAAGGGGCCAUGAUAAGAGGAACUGCCCGCUAAAAAGGGGAAGCCGGUUAAGGAUGACUCGUCAACCGACAAAGAAGAUGAGAUAUACGAAGAUGAAGAAACCGAAGAAUCUGGCUCUGAGGAUUCUGAUGAUGAUUGGGCACAUCGUUGAUAUGGAGAUGGACUAUAUAAACAGCUCGUAUCCGAAUUUUAUUGGUGGAAGUAAGGCUCUCGAAAUUGCAAUGAAGCAAGUGAAGUCUUCUAAGGUUGCAACAGUUCAAAAGCAUAAGGAUGUUGUUGAAACCUAA
Helianthus annuus (common sunflower) is the source of this 2478-nucleotide messenger RNA. RefSeq names its product protein FAR1-RELATED SEQUENCE 5-like. NCBI's taxonomy places the organism in Eukaryota, Viridiplantae, Streptophyta, Magnoliopsida, Asterales, Asteraceae. The transcript has 8 exons. The record is from RefSeq and is a predicted model, not a curated record. Gene Ontology annotation, biological process: regulation of DNA-templated transcription. Gene Ontology annotation, molecular function: zinc ion binding. The coding region runs from base 1 to 2478 and encodes 825 amino acids.